This is a messenger RNA of Pungitius pungitius (ninespine stickleback), 1058 nucleotides long. RefSeq lists its product as uncharacterized. NCBI's taxonomy places the organism in Eukaryota, Metazoa, Chordata, Actinopteri, Perciformes, Gasterosteidae. Bases 102 to 959 code for a protein of 285 amino acids. The transcript is spliced from 4 exons. The record is from RefSeq and is a predicted model, not a curated record.
CAGGCAGAGCUCAGAGAGGAAGUUCAAAAGGAGUCUAAUGAAGAGCAGUUCUUGUAGGUUCUUGAAAUAAGAGGCGAGCUGUUGGUUUAUUGUGAAGCAGGAUGUUGCAGCGAGGGGUCGGAGACUCCGUCAUGUCUCUGUUUGUGAUACUCGGGCUACUCGUCUGCAUCCAGGCUCAAGGAACCAUUGAGACUCCUGUGUUUGUGCUGAAGGGACGUGAUCUGCUCCUGGAGCUUCAUGCUGAUCCUCCUGGAGGGCUUUCAUAUGUUGACUGGAAAAUCAAUAAAACAGUCUAUUUAGUAAGAUUUAAACCUGGUGGGAAACUAAUUGUCUUUCAUAAUGUCUCUGGAGGGUUUGAGUUUCCUGAGAAAAACUUCUCUGUGAUAUUGAAGAAUUUACAAGAGACCAACAGUGGAGUUUAUUCUGCUGUAGGAGUAACAGAUUUAGGAGACAAACCACUGACUGAAUACAAGGUCACAGUUCAAGGACCAGUGUCUCCAGUUGAACUGACCGUGGACCGAGUGGACUCCAGGAGCUCAGAGUCAUGUGACCUCCAUGUGACCUGCAGGACUCACAACUCUCACAUCAACAGCACUUUCAGAUGUGUCGACCAGAACUGCAGUCAGGAGGGAGGAGAGCGAUCAGAGGUCACGACCUCUGGGGCUUCCCUCCAGGUCUACCUGUUGAACAGCACCAUCAUCUGUAACCAUAGCAACCAGGUUCACUGGACCAAAGACUUUAAUACUGCUGAACAUCUUUGCCCUGAAAAUGCUGAGCUUCCCUCCGUGUUCCUGGUGAAGAUGGUGGUGUUCUCUGUGGGUCUGAUCAUCAUGGUGUCCGCCGUCAUCACCGUUUACCUCGUGGACUUCAAGAAGCACCAAGAAAAAAAUGGAGGUCAAACCCCUCACGCUGCACCUGGAGGAGAGCUCCCACCUAAAGGUCACCUUUUAGACCCUUGAUGAUGUUCCACUGACUCACAGCAGGUGGCAGCAACGCACCAGGAGAAGAAAAGAGGAAGACGACGCAAAGCAGCAAACAUGGACGCAAACUAUUAGGAU